Ziziphus jujuba (common jujube) is the source of this 1128-nucleotide messenger RNA. RefSeq names its product protein PYRICULARIA ORYZAE RESISTANCE 21-like. The coding region runs from base 158 to 844 and encodes 228 amino acids. The transcript is spliced from 3 exons. Gene Ontology annotation, molecular function: metal ion binding. Gene Ontology annotation, biological process: regulation of defense response to fungus. The record is from RefSeq and is a predicted model, not a curated record. NCBI's taxonomy places the organism in Eukaryota, Viridiplantae, Streptophyta, Magnoliopsida, Rosales, Rhamnaceae.
CUUUUUUUUUUUUUUUUUUUUUUUUUUUUUAAAUUCCUGCUUUUCUUGCUCUACUUCAUCUGUUUAUAAGUCCCUCCCUGCCAUUAAACCCAACUUUGCUCUCGUUCAAUCAUUUCAGCGCAGCUUCUGAUCAUUCUCAGAGGUUCACAGAAAAACCAUGGGGGCAGAAAAGCAAGUCACCACAAUGGUGCUGAAGGUGGAUCUUCAGUGCUGCAAAUGCUACAAGAAGGUCAAGAAAAUACUCUGUAAAAUCCCUCAAAUACACGACCAGGUAUACGAUGAGAAGAAUGGCAGAGUGACAAUCAAAGUGGUAUGUUGUAGUCCUGAAAAGAUCAAGGAAAAAAUUAUCUGCAAAGGUGGUGAUACCAUUAAAAGCGUCGAGAUCAUAGUUCCGAAGCCUAAACCACCUGAAAAGCCCAAAGAACCAGAGAAGCCCAAAGAACCAGCAAAGCCCAAAGAACCAGAAAAGCCUAAGGAACCACCGAAACCUAAAGAACCUGAGAAGCCUAAGGAACCACCGAAGCCUAAAGAGCCAGAGAAACCUAAGGAACCUGAGAAGCCGAAACCACAGCCUCCGCCGAAACCACAGCCUCCGCCUCCUUGUCAACCGGUGCCGGGAUGCCCACCACCGUUAGUUCCGAUGGGAGUAUGUUGCCAGCAAUGUUACAAUGGGAUUCCCGGUGGGCCAUGCUUUCAUGGCCAUGGUGGGCCACCACCAUGUUACCAAUACGAUGGGUAUUGUGGAAGGCCAGUCUUUGACAGCUGGGGUGGUGGAAGACCUGUCUAUGUCAGCCGCUGUGAUACUUUCAGUGAAGAAAAUCCCCAAGCUUGCACUAUUAUGUAGAUCAUUUUUUGUUUUUCUUUUUUUUUGGGUUUUUUUCUUAAUAAGGAAAAAAUUUUCUUCUUAUAAUAUCUACUUAGCAGUGUUGGAAUGUUGAGUCAAGCUUCGGAUUCCAAAUGGGUUAUUUUUAUGUAGCACAAAAAAAUUAUCGUUGUUAUUAUAUAUAAGGUAGAUGGGGAAAUACUGGAAUAUUAAAUGAAUAUGGUUGUUUGUUGAUAGAGUGGGGGUACAUGAGGUGUUACAAUUUUUCUAAAAAAAUAAUUAAAUAACAAUAAUUGAAGGUCCCA